CAAGAUUACAUGCUGUUGGAAUGCAUCAAGUAUGGUGCUGGGCUUUGACACGUCCUCCACCUUUGUUUCCGCUUUCGUCUAGUGAAUUUCUCCAAUUUUUAAGUUCACAUACAUUCCUGUUGCAGCAGCAGCAAACGAAAGACUAAAGCAUAUUGGACGAAGUGCAGGCCGUGGAUGUCCGAUUUCAAUGUUCGCGAUAUCGCCACUUAAAUCAAGAUUACAUGCUGUUGGAAUGCAGCAAGUAUGGUGCUGGGCUUUGACACGCCUCCACCUUUGUUUCCGCUUUCGUCUGUUGAAUUUCUCCAAUUUUUAAGUUCACAUACAUUCCUGUAGCAGCAGCAGCAAACGGAAGACUAAAGCAUAUUGGACGAAGUGCAGGCCGUGGAUGUCCGAUUUCAAUGUUCGCGAUAUCGCCGCUUAAAUCAAGAUUACAUGCUGUUGGAAUGCAGCAAGUAUGGUGCUGAGCUUUGACAGGCCUCCACCUUUGUUUCCUCUUUCGUCUGGUGAAUUUCUGCAAUUUUUAAGUUCACAUACAUUCCUGUAGCAGCAGCAGCAAACGGAAGACUAAAGCAUAUUGGACGAAGUGCAGACCGUGGAUGUCCGAUUUCAAUGUUCGCGAUAUCGCCGGUAAAUAUCUCAAGCUUUGCUUGCAUUGAAAUUCAUGGAGCAGUAAUUCUUGCUUUGCUUAAGUAAAGAUCUAUUCGUCCACACAGGGAAACUGAAACGAGGAAAUGUUUCCUGCGUAAAAAAAUCCAUCAUCUUGGGAGUUUUAUGGAAAAAAAACCUUUUUUUUUACAUUCUUUCGCAAUGACAUAUCAGUCUGAGAUCCUUCAUGGCUCUGAAAAAAGUUAUUUGUGUGAACAUUGUUCAAAAGCAUUUUCCCGUGCUUUCCAUUUAAAGACACAUCUGAGAGUACAUACUGGCGAGAAACCGUAUUCCUGUGUUCAGUGCUCAAAAGCAUUUUGCGACGCUUCCAAUUUAAAAACACAUUUGAGAGUACAUACUGGAGAAAAACCGUUCUCCUGCAAGCAAUGCUCAAAGGCAUUUCCCCUCGCUGAAGGUUUGAAGAGACAUCUGAGAACCCAUACUGGCGAGAAACCGUAUUCCUGUGUUCAGUGCUUUAAAGCAUUUACUGUUGCUUCCGCUUUAAAGGCACAUCUGAGAUUACAUACUGGAGAGAAACCGUAUUCCUGUGAACAUUGCUCAAAGGCAUUUUCUGGUGCUUCCGAUUUAAAGAAACAUCUGAGAUUACAUACUGGAGAGAAACCGUAUUCCUGUGAGCAUUGCUCAAAGGCAUUUUCCCUCGCUUCCAAUUUAAAGAAUCAUCUGAGAACCCAUACUGGCGAGAAACCUUAUUCAUGUGUUCAGUGCUUUAAAGCAUUUUCUGAUGCUUCCGCUUUAAAGAAACAUCUGAGAUUACAUACUGGAGAGAAACCGUAUUCUUGUGAACAUUGCUCAAAGGCAUUUUCUGACGCUUCCGAUUUAAAGAGACAUCUGAGAACCCAUACUGGUGAGAAACCAUAUUCCUGUGAGCAUUGCUCAAAGACAUUUUCUAAUGCUUCACACUUAUCUAAUCAUCUAAGAACCCAUUCUGGCGAGAAACCGUAUUCCUGUGAAUAA
Messenger RNA from Uloborus diversus, 1620 nucleotides. RefSeq names its product zinc finger protein 383-like. Gene Ontology annotation, molecular function: DNA-binding transcription factor activity; RNA polymerase II cis-regulatory region sequence-specific DNA binding. NCBI's taxonomy places the organism in Eukaryota, Metazoa, Arthropoda, Arachnida, Araneae, Uloboridae. The record is from RefSeq and is a predicted model, not a curated record. Bases 772 to 1620 code for a protein of 282 amino acids. The transcript has 3 exons. Gene Ontology annotation, biological process: regulation of transcription by RNA polymerase II.